Molecule: messenger RNA, 435 nt
Organism: Carlito syrichta (Philippine tarsier)
Lineage: Eukaryota; Metazoa; Chordata; Mammalia; Primates; Tarsiidae
Gene: CST7
Product: cystatin F
Exons: 4
Coding region: 1-435 (144 amino acids)
Biological process (GO): negative regulation of microglial cell activation; immune response; positive regulation of myelination
Cellular component (GO): late endosome; Golgi apparatus; endoplasmic reticulum
Molecular function (GO): cysteine-type endopeptidase inhibitor activity
Source: RefSeq, a predicted model, not a curated record
AUGCGGCCGGCCGGGGCCCUGCUCACCUUCUGCCUGGUCUUGAGCAUCACUACAGGCCCUUCCCAAGGAUUCUGCUCCCAGGACCUUCACUCAGGUGUGAAGCCAGGAUUCCCAGAAAAAAUCAAGACCAAUGACCCACGAGUCCGCAGAGCCGCACGGUACAGUGUGGAGAAGUUCAACAACUGCACCAACGACAUGUUCUUGUUCAAGGAGUCCCGCGUCAGGAGAGCCCUGGUCCAGAUAGUGAAGGGCCUAAAAUACCUGCUUGAAGUAGAAAUCGGCAGAACCACCUGCGAGAAAACCCAGCACCCUCGCCUGGAUGACUGCGCCUUCCAGACCAACCUAACCUUGGAGCGGACUCUGUGGUGCUACUCUGAAGUCUGGGUCAUCCCCUGGCUCCAGCACUUCGAGGUGCCCGUCCUCCGCUGCCACUGA